This is a messenger RNA of Cryptomeria japonica (Japanese cedar), 3474 nucleotides long. Its product is annotated as disease resistance protein RUN1-like. Gene Ontology annotation, biological process: signal transduction; defense response. The transcript is spliced from 6 exons. The record is from RefSeq and is a predicted model, not a curated record. NCBI's taxonomy places the organism in Eukaryota, Viridiplantae, Streptophyta, Pinopsida, Cupressales, Cupressaceae. The coding region runs from base 1 to 3474 and encodes 1157 amino acids. Gene Ontology annotation, molecular function: ADP binding; protein binding.
AUGGCAUCUACUUCUACCUCUGAUUGCCAAUCAGAGAUUGAGACUACAAAUGCUUUUGAUGAAAUUGCACCACCAUCUACGUCUGCAUCUGCAACAUCCUCAUCAACAAUAAAGAAGCCGCCCUGUUCUGUAUUUAUCAAUCAUCGGGGCCCUGAUGUGAAGGAGACGUUGGCCAAAGCUAUUUACCAUGCCCUUUAUGUCAGGGGUAUCGCAGCUUUUCUUGAUUCCGAGGAGCUUGACUUGGGAGACAAAAUCCCUGCAGCGUUACAAAAGGAAAUGAGUAGUGCUUCCCUUCAUGUAGCAAUUUUCUCCACCGGCUAUGCAGACUCGCCCUGGUGUCUUGCGGAGCUUUCCUUUAUGCUCACAACUGGCACACCUAUUAUUCCUGUUUUCUACCGUGUUGAACCCACCGAUCUGCGAUGGGUGGAGAAAGGAAAAUAUGCUGAUGCCUUUUCUAAGCAUCAAGAAAAGGAUAGAUACAGCCCAGAAAAGAUCAAGGAAUGGAAAGAGGCACUGCAGGAGGUCUCAUAUUACAAGGGUGAAAUCAUCAAUACCAAUGAUGAGGAACGAGAAAAGUUGAAGAAUGUUGUAAAUCGGGUAUUGAAAAUGAUGAAAGAAUCAUUAAGUGUAGAAAAAUAUCCUGUGGGUCUAGAAAAUGCGGUGAUGAAUCUUGAAAAAUUUGUACAGGAAUCUGGAAACGAGAGAAGUAAAGUUCAAAUUAUUGGAAUUUGGGGCAUGGGUGGUGCUGGAAAAACCACACUUGCAAAAAAGUUUUAUAAUGAAAAGUGUUCCAAUGUUGAUAGUUCUAGUUUUGUUCAUAAUAUUAGAAACGCUGCAGCAAAAAAUGAGUUGCAUAAAAAACAAAAAAUUUUGUUGAAGGACCUUGGUGUUGCCAAUAUACCAGAUUUUGAUGAUAUAGAAAAAGGUAUGGAGAUUCUCUCUAGCCGAUUGAGAUCUAUUUGUGUACUUAUCAUCUUGGAUGAUGUGGAUUCUCUAACUCAAUUAGAUGCUUUGCUACCCAUGAAAGAUAGCCUUAAACGAGAUAGUUUGAUCCUUGUUACAACACGGGAAAGCGAAGUCCUUAAACAUUGGAGCAUCUCUUCCAUUUAUAAAAUAGAACCAAUGGAUCCUAUUUAUGCCAAAGAACUUUUUUGCUGGCAUGCAUUUUUACAACCCUCUCCAAGCUCAGGAUUUGAAGAACUUGCUACAAAGUUCACAAAAUCUUGCAAUGGACUUCCUUUGUCUUUAAAGGUACUUGGAAGUCAGCUUUAUUGCCACUCUAGCAAAGAAGUUUGGGAAGAUCUAUGGAAUAAGAUCUCUAAAAUAUUGCCUCGUGAUAUAAAAAAUAAGCUGCGAGUGAGCUAUGAUGCAUUAGAUGAUGAAGAGAAACAAAUGUUCUUAGAUGUGGCUUGUUUUUUUAUUGGAGAAGAUUACAUGAAAGCUAUUGUCGUAUGGCAAGAAUCAGACUGGAGUGGUUUGUACAGCUGGGAAAGACUUGUGAAUAAAUGUCUUGUCGAACUUGACAAUGACAAUUGUAUAAAAAUGCAUGACCACCUAAGAGAUUUAGGAAGGGAAAUUGCAAAUACUCAAUCACCAUGCCGUCUAUGGUCUCCGAAUCAGAUUACAACCAUUCAGAAACAAGACCAGAUUCGAGGAAUGAUAUUGAAUGCUGCAAAUAAGGAGGUGCAUAAACUUCCUGAUUUCCUCUUAAAUACAAGAGGACCUUUCCUUUGUUUUCCCUCAAGAACAACAAGACCUUUCUCUCUUGAAAUAAAAGUAUUUUUGUUUGAAGGGGACCACAGGGACAAAUUACCCAUUGCCAAGUUUUCAAGAAAGUUGGCGUGGCUUAGCUGUACUGAAAUUGCUGAUAGAAAUCUUCCUUUAAGAGUUUUAGAAUUACAUGAUUGUGGGAAGUUAAAAGGCUUGUGGAAGGAUGGGCCGGAAGCUCCGAAGCAGUUAAGAGUGUUGAUUGUCGAUCAUUGCUCUAAAUUACGUAGAAUUCCAAAGUCCAUAAAACUCCUCAAGAAUUUGAAACAGAUGUCCCUGAUUAGGUCCGACAACUUAAAGGGUCUUCCAGAGCAAUUUUGUUGUCUUGAAUCGCUGGAGCAUCUGCAGUUAGUAUGGUGUAGAAACCUAUCCUCUCUGCCUGGAUGCUUUGGUGAAUUGAGAAACCUUCGACAUCUAAAUUUGAGUUAUUCUUUGGAAUUGAGGAUGUUGCCGGAUUCAUUUAAACAGCUGAAGUUGCUGCAGCAUCUUAAUUUAUCUGGGUGUUCUAGGCUGGCUAUACAACGAGACAUCAUGGAAAACAUGACAAAGUUGGAGUAUUUGAAUUUCAAUGGUUGUGGCGACUUGAAAGAGUUGCCUACUCACAUCACAAAUCAGAUCAACUUGAGGGAGCUAUAUUCAGAGUGUCACUCUUUAAGGAAGCUCCCAAUGGACAUUGGUCAACUCAGCAAGUUGAGAGUGAUGAAGAUUGCAUCACAACAACUGAUUGAUCUUCAAACUCUGGAAAUUGGCUGUUCCCAACUCAGGGUAUUGGAUUUUGGGAGGGGGCCAUCUACUUCUCCGUUGUGCCACCUAGAGAAGAUAAUUCUAUUCAAGACAGAAGUGGAGAAGAUUUCAAUUUUUGAAGAAUGUUGUCCACACCUGAAAAUUUUUACAGUUCGGGUCAGUUCCCGUUUAAGGGAGGUCGACGCCCUACCAACAACAGUGGAGAAAAUAGAAAUUGAGGACUGUCCAGAAUUAGAUACGCUUCCAAGUUUUUCAAAAUCAGCUUCUCUGAAAGUACUUAAACUAAGAAAGUGCAACAAAAUGGACAAGAUAGAAGGUUUACAGCACUGCUCAGCAUUGCAGGAGUUGGUGGUAGAAAAUAUUUGCUGGGGGGUGCCGGUUGUAGAGAGUUUGCAAAUCCUAGGAAAGAAAAGAGCAGCUCUUGAGCCUUCCACUCCAAAGAUAGAGAAACAGAAGUGGCCAGGAGAAAUAAUAAUAUGUGCAAAAGCAGUCCCUGGUACGGGGUCAAUUUUAAACGCUCCGGACUUUCCCAAUCUCUCUGUCCUCUCCUUUGUGAACAAGGACGUCCCUUAUGUGAAUUCUCCUAACAGAUGCUUGUGGGAUGCCCCCUUGGUGGAUUCCCGGUUCCCUCCCUUAACAGUGGAAGCGCGAGGAAAGUGUUCGUUGGACAAUGAGAAUACCACAAUGCUAUGUUUAGUUAUCAAUUGUGUCUCUCAAAGUAUGACAUUGGAGAUCGAGCGAAGGCAGCCUGAAAGGUUUUGGCAACAUGCAGUUGAGAUGGAACAGGGUAAAUGGAUAUGGAUAGGUGUCUUCUCACCCAUAAGGUCUGGAGAGAAAUUCUGCAUGUGGGAUUCCUGCAUCUCUUCUUCAACUCAACGCAGUAAAGUGGAAACGGGAUUGCUAUUGAAGGGAGAAGAAUCUAAUGUUGUGGAGGCUUUCAACCGCAUAGUAGCACGUCUGUGA